GUCUUCCAUUCCCAUAUACACAACAAAUCCCACGACCCCAUUCCUCUUUUCGUCAAAAUCAUACUCACCAAUAUACAAUAUACACACAUUUACAUAUAGAUAUAUACACCAAACCCUUGCUAGAAAAUUUCACGCACUACACACACUAACUACACAGUUUAAUUCUUGACAAUUACAGAAAGAGGGAAGAAACAUUAAUCGUGCCACGAUCAUCCGAUGGCGGGUUUCCCAACGAUGAACAACGUGGACGUGGAGGCGGGCGGAAAGCGCGGGGGCAGGCUGUAUCCGGGCAUGCAAGAGGAUCCGAGGCUGAGAUGGGCUUUCAUCCGUAAAGUUUAUUCCAUCCUGUGCCUGCAGUUUAUUCUGGUAGUCGGGGUGGCUUUCGCCAUGCUUCUAACCCCACCUGUUCGCGAUUUCUUGCGUACUCCUAAUGGCAGAUAUGUCAUGAUUGCCCUCAUUCUUGUUACAUUUGUAUUAUGCAUACUGAUGCAUUGCUUUAGCCAAGUCCAUCCAUGGAACUAUCUUCUUUUGUUUCUCUUCACCCUCGCAAUGGCAUUUAUGGUUGGUGCUGUUUGCACUCAAAGCAUAGAUUAUCUUUCCUAUGGGGCCAAUGGUACAACAGGUGAUUGGAUGCCUCACUGCACUCGUGUUCUCGGGUUUUAUCAUAUACGACACUGAUAAUGUGAUAAAACGUUUCAACUAUGAUCAGUACAUUGAUGCAGCAGCCUGCCUUUUCAGUGACAUGAUCAACCUCUUCUUGAGUCUGCUUUCCAUUAUUCAAAGUGGUAGAUGUUAAUUUUGGGCUGACCUCAAACCAAAUAGAUAUGGUUAUCCACACUUCAUCAAAAGAUAUUCUAUUUUUUAUAAAAUUAUAAGUAAACCUCGUUGAUGUUAGGAGUAUUGUGUAGUUUUUGUUUUUAAUGAGGUGUCGAUGUAAAUUAUAAUUCCAAACAUAAAGGGUGUACUUAUAUUUUGCAAAGGGUAAAGAAUAUUUGUGUGAUUUAUCGUAACUUCAGCUAUUGUUAAUGUAAUUUACCCAAUGGGUAUUGAAAUAAUGUUUUAGAGUAGUGUUGUUGGAUAGUUGUUGUACAGAAAAGUGUAAGUACGGUAUUAAGGUAAACUUGUAAGAGAUGUUGGGGAACUUAAUG
This is a messenger RNA of Sesamum indicum (sesame), 1148 nucleotides long. RefSeq names its product protein LIFEGUARD 2. The record is from RefSeq and is a predicted model, not a curated record. Gene Ontology annotation, cellular component: membrane. NCBI's taxonomy places the organism in Eukaryota, Viridiplantae, Streptophyta, Magnoliopsida, Lamiales, Pedaliaceae.